Molecule: messenger RNA, 5229 nt
Organism: Poeciliopsis prolifica (blackstripe livebearer)
Lineage: Eukaryota; Metazoa; Chordata; Actinopteri; Cyprinodontiformes; Poeciliidae
Gene: sh3bp4a
Product: SH3-domain binding protein 4a
Exons: 5
Coding region: 296-3178 (960 amino acids)
Cellular component (GO): cytoplasm
Molecular function (GO): protein binding
Source: RefSeq, a predicted model, not a curated record
GGAGCGUGUCGUUCAGUUUUCCGUUACACCGGAGCUGUAACCGCUAGAAAUGGCUCGUCUGCUCAGUUUUCACCGCUAAAAACUUCGCCGACUCCAAAUGAGAUGCGCUGUUUGUCACUUUAAUUUCAAAUUUGCUUUAUUUUUCUUUCCGGAGACAAAUGAGUCGAGAAGAAACGUCAAAAGAGAGGCAGAAGAGUAGCAAUCUUCUUCUCCUUCAGGUCCCGACACUUUGUGCUGGGAGCGCUUCCAGCGAGCCAGAGGCCACCAGCUGCCGAUGACUCCAUAAGCAGCGGCCAUGGCUGCCCAUCGAAUCAUUCGAGUGAACAACAAUCACAUCCUCCCUCGCUGUAAGUCUGAGGGGACGCUCAUCGAGCUGGACGAGGGGCCGGCCGGGACCAGUCUCAGUGAUGUUAAAGUGCCUUCUCCCAGUGCCUUAAAGCUUGACAGUCAAGACUCCCUCGGAGCUGCUCAGGAGGUGGUUGCUAUCAAGGAUUAUUGCCCCAGCAGCUUCACCACCCUGAAGUUCUCCAAAGGGGAUCGCCUCUAUGUUCUGGACACAUCAGGCGGGGAAUGGUGGUACGCCCACAACAACACGGAGAUGGGAUACAUCCCAGCCGCCUACGUCCAGCCAGUCAAUUUCAGGAACUCUUCACUAAGCGACAGUGGGAUGAUUGACAGCCUCGGGGAAGGGUAUGAUGACGGUGGGAAGGAGUUUGGAGGUCUUGGGGAGUGGAUGGGGAUGAGCCUGAAGCCCUCCACCAUUUACAACAACACCCCGUUUUCUGUGAAUCCUUUCAUCUGUCCGUUAAAUCAAAACUCCAAAGACGUAAGCGGGAGGAACUCAGCGGAUCUUAUCUACUUGGAGUCUCUGGCAUCUCCAUCGUCUUGUUCCAACAGUUGUUCAAUCAUGAGCAACGGGUUCAGCAGCUGCCAUAUUAAUAGCCUCAACUCAACCAGUCCAAAUCAAGAGGUUACAUCCAACUUCCAGAGUGAAAACCCCUAUUUUAAAAGCAAACGUUCCCACAGUCUGUCAGAACUCUCUGUCUUACAGGCGCAGUCGAAUCCAACUUUACCUUCGUCUGGGUUCUUUACGGGCCUGACGGCUCCUUUACCGGAGCAGUUUCAGAGCAGAGAGGAUUUCAGGACUGCCUGGUUGAACCACAGAAAAUUGGCUCGGUCUUGCCAUGACCUGGACUCUUUGGGCCAGAGUCCCGGAUGGGGUCAGACCCAACCGGUGGAAACUAAUAUUGUCUGCCGGCUGGACUGUAACGGAGGAGUUGUUCAGCUUCCUGACACACACAUCAGCGUACACAUCCCUGAGGGUCACGUCGGUCAUGGAGACUACCAGCAAAUUUCCAUGAAGGCUUUACUGGACCCCCCUCUGGAGCUGAACAACAACCGCUGCACCACGGUAAGCCCAGUGGUGGAAAUCAAGCUCAGCAACAUGGAGACAAAGUCGUUCCUAACACUAGAGAUAAAAGUGGCAGUGGCUUUGAAGAAGGAGAGUUGUCAUGCUGCCGAUGUGCUUUGUGUGCGCAGUGACUGCAAGGAAGGACCUUACACCCCGAUACCCAAUGCCUACAUCUUCAAAGACACAGUUCAGGUACAGCUGGAAAGUCUGGAGCCUUGCAUGUAUGUAGCGAUUGUUGUUCAGGCACACUACGUCGGACACAACACAACAGUCUGGGACCAUGUGCAGAGGAAAGUCAGUCUGGGUGUUUACGGACCCAAACACAUCCAUCCCUCGUUCAAGACAGUUGUGGCUAUGUUUGGGCAUGAUUGUGCCCCCAAAACCUUGUUGGUGAAUGAUGUAACAUGGCAAGCGGCCUCUACUCCACCUGUAGCGCUGCAGCUGUGGGGGAAGCAUCAGUUUGUGUUGCCAUUCCCUCAGGACCUGCAGAUUGGACUCUAUUCCAACAUGUCCAACUACCAGGUGAAGGCGAGUGAAGGAACCGGGAUGAUACGGGGGUUUCAGGUGAAGCUCGGGAAAGUUAGCAGGCUCCUCUUCAUGAUCACAUCGCACAACCCCAGCAGUAUCUCAGACUUUACUCUCAGGGUCCAGGUUAAGGAUGCUUUAGACUGCAUCUUGACCCAAUUCUGUGUCCAGACGCCACAGCCGCCACCAAAAACUGGAGCAAAGAUCACUGGCCAGCGGAGAUUCCUGAAAAAGAGAGAGGUUGAUAAGAUCGUACUGUCGCCUCUGGCUGUCACCUCAAAACACCCAAAGUUUCAGGAUCGGUGUGUUACCAACCUGAAGUUUGGUAAGCUGAUUAAAACGGUGAUCAGGCAGCAUAAGAACAUGUACCUGCUGGAGUACAAGAAGGGGGACGUUAUGGCCUUACUCAGCGAGGAGAAAAUCAAGCUACGAGGGCAGCUUCGAACCAAGGAGUGGUAUAUCGGAUACUACCAGGGAAAGCUGGGGCUGGUUCAUGCUAAGAACGUUCUAGUUCUUGGUAAAGUCAAGCCCAUUUACUGGUGUGGGCCAGACCUCACCACCACAAUGUUGCUGGAUCAGAUCCUGAAGCCUUGCAAGUUCCUCACCUACAUCUACGCAACUGUGAGGACGGUCCUGAUGGAGAACGUGGGCAGCUGGAGGGCAUUUGCAGAUGCACUUGGAUACGGGAACCUGCCCCUGAAUUAUUUUUGUCGGACAGAACUGGACAAUGAGCCGGAGAGAGUGGCGUCGGUUCUGGAGAAGCUAAAGGAAGAGUGUACCAACAUGGAGAACAAGGAGAGGAAGUCCUUCCAACGGGAGCUUAUGAUGGCGUUGCUGAAGAUGGACUGCCAGGGUUUGGUGGCGAAGCUGGUGCUGGACUUUGUCUUGCUGACCACAGCGGUGGAGGUGGCGUCCAGGUGGAGGGAGCUGGCCGAGAAGCUAGCCCGAGUUUCCAGGCAGCAGAUGGAGGCUUACGAGGCUCCGCACCGCGACAAGAACGGCGUCCUGGACAACGAGUCCAUGUGGAAACCAGCGUAUGAUUUCCUGUUGACUUGGGCCGCCCACGUUGGGGACAGCUACCGGGACGUGAUCCAGGAACUCCACCACGGCCUGGACAAAAUGAGGAACCCCAUCACUAAGAGGUGGAAACACCUGACAGGGGCGCUGAUCCUCGUAAACUGUCUCGAUACCCUCCGCAGUGCCGCUUUCUGCCCCACCGGCUAUGGGGACUUUGCUGUUUGAGCUUUCUGUCCCUCUUGAUAAACAUUUAAACGCUCCAGCGCAUGGUGGGACUAAUUCAAACCCAUUUUUAAAACUAGAACAUGGCCGAAUCUCAAGGCUUUAUCCUGCAUCGGAUUAUCAGAAUAUGUGGAAACUUUCAUUGAGAGCCCUGCUUGUUUGUUUUUUUGCUUUUCUACUUCUUUCUACUGUGUCCUUUGACUUGUUUGCGUCUUUUUUUAUAUUGUAAACUGCUCCUGUCACUGUCUGUCUGUUAAUUGUUGCUUGUUUUUAGGUUUUUCCUUUCUUUACCCUCAGGGGAAUAUAAAAAAACCUCUCAUAUCACAGUAAAUAAACAACAAUGCGAGCUGUUUAUGUACUUGGGCAGGUUUGUUGAUUCUAAACACAAAAAUUAUCUUCUAUAAAAACAAAACUUAAGCCCUUGAGUAAAACAUAUUUAUAUAUUUCAGUUUUAUAAAUUCAAACAUUAAGAUUCAAUUUUUUAGAAACUAAAUUGCCAAACAGUAAAGCUAACAUUAUUGUUAGCAUUAGCCGUUAGCAAUUACAAUCAGUACAAUAAGAGAUUAACUUUGUUAAUGAAUAUACGUCAUUUUCAAAGUAAAACUGAAGUGUAAUAUAAACAAAAAAUACCUUUUAGUGGGAAAUCAGUUUAAACACUCGUAGCUAGCACUAGCUUACCUAAGAGUGUUAGCUUGUAAGCUAUCAUGAAUUCAUUGGGAAUACAGUAUAUACUAUUCAAAAUGUCUCAAUAUAUACAUGACAGAAAAACAUGAGUUUAUAUUUGAAGAUAAAAACAAUGACAUUGUUGAUAAUGUUUAUUAUAAUAAUGUUGAGUAAUGCUAACGCUACAGUUAGCACUAGCUGUCCAUAUUGUUAAAGAUGUUCUGCCUCUUGAUGCUAUUGAAUCAAUUUUUGAAAAUAAUGGGAGAUAUCCUACAAUUCAGUCCAACUAAAAUUGAUCUGAAUUUUAGUUGUAUUGAAAUUCCAACCAAUUGAAACUAAUGGUAAUCAUGAUCAUGUUUAUUAUGAUGAUAUUUGUCUUAACCCACUUUUUAUGAAAAUGAUAAUGCACAAUUAGCUAGCACGUCAGCUAGCAAUGAAUAUUUGCAAAUGCAGCUGCUUCUCAGAAUAUGUAAUGUAGAAUUUUGACAUGAAAAUAAAUAAAUUUAUCGUUGAAAAUCAACACAUUGAUUCUCCUGCACUGAGUCCCAAAAUAAACAUUUAAGCUAAUGCUAGUGUUAGCAUUAGCAGUCUAUACAGUAACGGUUGAAUGUGUCUGAUUUUCAAAUUAUGCCUAAUUAUAAAUUUGGUUUAUUUCAAAUAGAAAACAACAAUUUGAGCAUUAUUUACAUUUAAAUCAUGUUUUAGUUGAGAAUAACUAACCAUUUUUUACUAGGUAGUCUGCUAGCACACAAGUACAUCAUUACUUAACCUUUAAUUUCAAGUUUCUUAUCAUUUUAAGGUAAAAAAAAUUAUAUUUUUAGCAAAGACUGUAAAUUUUUACGUUCAUCUUGUCCUAAAAAUAAAUAUCAAUUACAUACCGAAUACUCCAUUAAUUAAUAUUUAAAUCCAUCAGGGUCACAAUAAUUUCACACAUGAAUUUGUAUUUUCAAAUAUUGAAGGGAUAUUUACUUUGAAGCAAUCUUCUUUUCUGCCACUAGAUGUCACCGCAUUCAAAAUGGUAGGCCUUUAAAAAAUCCAAUAUUAGCAAAGAGAGUCUGUUGUUUUCUGUUGCAGUUUUAUUUAUAGAAACCUGUUCUGCUGUAAUACGUUUCUGAAUGUAAUUUCAGCAACAAUAAUCAUCUGAUUUCUGUGCUUAUUGUUUAUUAAUUGCUCAUAUUUUUGUUAUAUUGGUUUUUCUCUUGUGACUUCUGCAGUGUUUGGGAUAUUUACACUAUGAAAAGAAAAAAUUAGCGAGAAAUUUCUAUAUUUUUACUGAAAACCAAGCAAGUAUUGACAGAUUUAUAAGAGAAAAUCUACCACUUGUGAUGGGUAGCAUAUCAGAAUUCAGUAUUACUGUUUAGAAAGUAUCAAUAAAGUGGGAAUGUACCGAG